This is a messenger RNA of Acanthosepion pharaonis, 2811 nucleotides long. NCBI's taxonomy places the organism in Eukaryota, Metazoa, Mollusca, Cephalopoda, Sepiida, Sepiidae. The record is from the annotation of a GenBank genome assembly.
AUGGCUGUCAGUGAAGCAAUUGAACUAAAAGAAAAAGGAAAUGAAUAUUACAAGAAUAGCCAAUAUGAUGAGGCUGUUGGUGCUUACACACAGGCAUUGAAUGUCACGGAUAUCCCACAGGAGGAGAAGGUGGCCUGCCUCAAGAAUCGUGCUGCCUGUCGUCUAAAGCAGAAAGAAUAUCUUUUUGCUGUAGCUGAUGCUUCUGAAGCCUUGACUUUGUCUCCUCAGGAUACCAAGGCCUUAUUUCGACGUUGCCAAGGUUAUGAGGGUAUAAAUGAAAUUGAAAAGGCUUACAAUGAUGCCACCAUUCUCCUCAAGAUGGAUCCAAAGAACACUGCUGUUCAGAAAAUGAUGCAAAGAAUUUCACCACUCAUGCAACAGACUAUCCAAAAUCGAACCAGCACGGAUGGUAAAGUUAAACAAAUGUUCACCUUGGCUUUUGAAGACAACCCAGACAUUACAAGAGACAAGAAAUUAACAGCCACCAAUAACAUUAUGGUACUGGCUCGAGAAGAUGCUGGUGCUGAGAAAAUUGUUCGAGAAAAUGGAAUUUACUUUUUAAACAAAAUGAGUCAAAUGAAAGAUGAUACUGAGCUGCAACAAUCGGCCAUCCGUGCAUUGAGUAAUUUAGCUGAGAACAGUCGCAAACGAACUGAAUCUAUCUUGAGAGAUGUGGGUAUCCAUCAGAUUUGUGAUAUGAUAGGGUCACCUGAAGAAAAAAUCUGUGUGGCAACUUCCAGUCUUCUGUGUAACAUCAUCAAUUCUAUGACAGAUGUAGAAGCAUACAAAGCAAAAAUCAAGGAACAGGCAGAAUUGAAAAAGAAAAGAGAACAUACCAAGCCCAUCCACUUUGAAAUGGAUGAAAAUAGUAAAAAUUUCAUUGACCAGCUUUUCAGCAUUCUAACAAAAAUGUUACCAAGUUGGAAAGUGUCAGCUCCAGGCCGUGACAACAUCAUGGAAAUUUUUAUAAAGUAUCUUACACGAAGUAAUGGUAUUGGGUGGUCAAAACGCUUCAUGGAAAUAGAAGGUUUGAAUUACCUCCUGAAUAUUGCUGGUUCUCAUCGCCAAUUGGAAUCUGUGUUCAAAGUGACUGAAAAUUCUCGUAUGCAUGCAGCACUGCUUAUGUCCAAGAUUUAUGAUGAUAUGAUUGGUGAUAAAGAAAGGGAGAUUUUUAAAGAACACUCCCAUGAUUACUUUAAAGAACAAUUUGGUGAAAGAGAUCUGAAUGCCACAGUUGAAGCUGUUCGAGCCAUUACAACUCUAUUACAGGGUCCAUUUGAAGUUGGAUCUAUGAUUCUCGGUAUGGAAGGAGUAAUUGGUGUCCUGUUGUCAAUGGCAAAGAGUGAUAAUAAAUUACAUCAGAUGACAGCAGUAGAAGCACUUGUAAGUUCUGCCUCAAACAAGGACAAAUGUACAGGAAUUCUCAAAGACGCUGUUCCUGUGCUAGAUUCCUUGUAUGAGUCUUCUGAUCCACAUGUUCGAGUGAGAGCUCUUGUGGGUCUUUGCAAGAUGGCUUCAUUUAAAGGAACAGAUUACAGUAUCAAAACUCUUGAAGAUGGGGAAAAUAUUCUUCUUGCUGAAGAUUGUCUGAAAUAUCUCACAAAUCCUGACAAAGAUAAAGAUCUUUGGAAGUGGGCUACUGAAGGUCUUGCUUAUUUAACACUGGAUGCAGAUAUCAAAGAAUUAAUCAUGGUAAACACUGAAGCCAUAAAGUCAUUAGUUGAAGUGGCCAAGUACCCAAGUGAUAAAAUUACGACAUAUGCUGCUAUUACAGUCUUUGUGAAUCUUACAAACUCUUAUGACAAACAAGAUGUGCCAGAUGAAAUUAAAGAAUUAGCUAAAUUUUCAAAACAACAUGUUCCAGAGGAUCAUCCAAAGGAUAAAUAUGAUUUUGUCAAGGCUCGUACAAAAAAAUUAGCUGAGGAAGGCAUGGUAACAGCAUUGGUGGAACUCUCUAGGACAGAGAGUGAAAACAGUCGGGAACAAAUUUCCAGAAUAUUUAUUGCCUUGGCCACAGAAGAAGAAUUGCGGGGAUUGAUUGUACAAGGAGGUGGUGCUAAAGCUUUGUGUUCAUUGUUUUUAGAAAACUCUGAUGUAGGAAAAACAUGUGCUGCUCACAGUUUAGCUAAAAUUGCUGUGACUAUGAAUCCUGAUAUUGCUUUUCCUGGCCAAAGAAUGUAUGAGAUUGUACGUCCGCUCAUCCACCUGCUCCACAUUGAGAAAACUGGACUCCAGAAUUUUGAAGCUUUAAUGGGUCUGACCAAUCUUGCUUCAGUUAGUGAUUCAGUCCGUAAACGAAUCAUAUCCGAAAAUGGUUUUAAUGAUAUUGAGCAUUAUAUGUUUGAAGACCAUGAAAUGAUUCGACGUGCUGCUACUGAAUGCAUGUGUAACCUGGCCAUGUGUGAAGAUGCCAAAAAGCUCUUUGAGAAAGAGAAUGACAGGGUGAAGAUGUUGCUGCUCUUUUGUGCAGAUGAAGACAAGCCAACUGCCAAAGCAGCUGCUGGAGCUCUGGCCAUUUUGUCCAACAGUUUAAAAGUUUGCCAGAAAAUCAUUGCAGUAAAUGAUUGGGUGGACCUUCUUCUUAGUCUGGCAGUAAAUGAAUGUCUGGAAAUGCAGCAUCGUGGUAUCUUUAUUGUAAUGAAUAUGGUUGCUGUCGAUAAAGAUAUUGCUGCCAAGAUAGUUGAGGGACAACUGCUUGAGGUCUUGAUAGCUCUUUCCAGGUUUGAUGAAUCAGAAAAGAAGACUAUUAAGGAAUGUGCUGAAUCUGCCCUCCAGAAACUCACAGAAUAUGAACUAAUCAAACCAACUUAA